CUUUAUCUCAUUAUUAUUGUUUUUCUCUUUUCAAACAGGAAGAACCAAAAAGCAAAUCAAAGGUGUGCGCCAAUGUGUUCUGCGGAGCUGGAAGAGAAUGUGCUGUAACCGAGAAGGGGGAGCCCACCUGCCUGUGCAUCGAGAAAUGUAAGUCCCACAAAAGGCCGGUGUGCGGUAGUAAUGGGAAGACCUACCUGAACCACUGUGAGCUGCACCGGGACGCCUGCCUGACCGGGUCCAAGAUACAGGUGGACUACGAUGGCCACUGCAAAGAGAAGACGGAUGACGCCCCCGCUGCCAGCCCAGUGGUGUGCUACCAGUCCGAUCGCGACGAGCUGCGCAGGCGCGUCAUCCAGUGGCUGGAAGCGGAGAUCAUCCCAGACGGCUGGUUCUCCAAGGGCAACAACUACAGCGAGAUCCUGGAGAAAUACUUCAAGAGCUACGACGAUGGCGACUCCCGGCUGGACUCCUCCGAGUUCCUGAAGUUCUUGGAGCAGAACCAGACGGCCAUUAAUAUCACCACCUACAUGGACCAGGAGACCAACAAGAUCCUCAAGGGUCUGUGUGUGGAGGCGCUGAUCGAACUCUCCGACGAGAACUCCGACUGGAAACUGAGCUUCAAUGAAUUCCUGAAGUGUCUGAACCCAACGUUCACCCCCCCAGAGAAGAAAUGUGCCCUAGAAGAUGAGACUUAUGAGGACGGAGCAGAGACACAAGUCCAGUGCAACCGCUGCGUCUGCGCCUGUGGGAACUGGGUGUGCACCGCCAUGUCCUGUGAAGGUAAAGAUGGGCAACCAGAGGGCGAUAUGAACCGAUAUGUGGACGAGUUGAGAAAACACCAGGAGACCGCUGAGAAGUCCAAGACACUGAGCAUUAAGGACAUCUGAGGUGGAGGAUACGGUUCUCCUGCAGUUCGCCCGACGCGCGCCCCUUCCAUUCCUUAGUCUAUGGGGCCGGGCAGGAGAAUCUCUUCUUAGCUUUUAUCAAUGGGACGAAUAUGAAUCUUACGUAGGGCAUAGGUGCAAACAAAUACAAGGGGGCGGGGCUUGUGGGCAUGACCCCUCCCCCUUGUCCAGUAAAUCUUCCCAUGAUCUCCUCUCCGGUGCAUAGAGCCGGCAAUAGGGCGCCCGGACCCCGGCAACAUGGCGGCUGCUCUGUUACUCGCUCGCUGCGUGCCUUAUUGCCUCCCCUAUCGUAAUACUGUAUCCGUAGGAGGCGUGUCCAGAGGCGGAGUCUACAGACAGCAGGUGUGCGGAGCGCCCCUCCCCUUUGGCGCAGUAUCUUAGUCUUUCGUCUAUGUCGCGUCUUUUCGCGCGGACGUUUUGCCAAAGACGGGAAUGUUUUUUAACCCAUUUUUUUUUUAUUU
Messenger RNA from Hyla sarda, 1366 nucleotides. RefSeq names its product follistatin like 1 (gene FSTL1). Gene Ontology annotation, molecular function: protein binding; calcium ion binding. The transcript has 9 exons. NCBI's taxonomy places the organism in Eukaryota, Metazoa, Chordata, Amphibia, Anura, Hylidae. Gene Ontology annotation, biological process: multicellular organism development; regulation of BMP signaling pathway; cell differentiation. The record is from RefSeq and is a predicted model, not a curated record. The annotation marks the transcript as partial.